AUGAUUUCCUGGGAAAUGGUCCUCCAAGUGUUCCUGUGGGUUCUGCUCUCCUCUUCCCGGGCUCAGGACGCCAGCCCGCCGUGGGAGAGCGGGGCGGAGGGGAUCCCCGAGGGGGCUUCCACCUUGGCUUUUGUGUUUGAUGUCACGGGCUCCAUGUACGAUGACUUAGUUCAGGUGAUUGAAGGGGCUUCCAAAAUUCUGGAGACGUCUUUGAAAAGACCCAAGAGACCUCUCUUCAACUUCGCAUUGGUGCCUUUCCACGAUCCAGAGAUUGGACCAGUGACAAUUACCACAGAUCCCAAGAAAUUUCAGUAUGAACUCAGAGAGCUGUAUGUUCAGGGUGGUGGUGAUUGUCCAGAGAUGAGUAUUGGAGCUAUAAAAAUAGCCUUGGAAAUUUCUCUUCCUGGUUCAUUCAUCUAUGUUUUUACGGAUGCACGGUCCAAGGACUACCGGCUCGCCCAUGAGGUGCUGCAGCUGAUCCAACAGAAACAGUCUCAGGUUGUAUUUGUGCUCACUGGAGACUGUGAUGACAGGAACCACAUUGGAUAUAAAGUCUAUGAAGAAAUUGCCUCUACAAGUUCUGGUCAAGUGUUUCAUUUGGACAAAAAGCAAGUUAAUGAGGUGUUAAAGUGGGUUGAAGAAGCAGUGCAGGCCUCCAAAGUUCACCUCUUAUCCACAGAUCAUUUGACACAGGCUGUAAACACUUGGAAAAUUCCUUUUGAUCCCAGCCUCAAAGAGGUCACAGUAUCUCUGAGUGGCCCUUCCCCAAUGAUUGAAAUUCGAAAUCCUUUAGGGAAACUGAUAAAAAAGGGCUUCGGCCUGAAUGAGCUAUUAAAUAUCCACAACUCUGCCAAAGUGGUGAAUGUGAAAGAGCCUGAGGCUGGAAUGUGGACAGUGAAGACCUCCAGCAGUGGAAGGCACUCUGUUCGCAUCACUGGCCUCAGUACUAUUGAUUUCCGUGCUGGUUUUUCUGGAAAACCCACCUUAGACUUCAAGAAAACAGCCAGCAGACCUGUUCAAGGAAUACCUACCUAUGUGCUGCUGAAUACCUCUGGGAUUUCCAGUCCAGCUAGAGUAGAUCGUCUUGAGUUGCUGAGUAUCUCAGGGGUUUCUCUUAAGACUAUUCCUGUUAAAUAUUAUCCAGAUCGAAAACCUUAUGGCAUAUGGAAUAUUUCUGACUUUAUACCACCCAAUGAAGCUUUCUUUCUCAAAAUAACAGGCUAUGACAAGGAUGAUUAUCUCUUCCAGAGAGUGUCAAGUGUUUCCUUUUCUAAUAUUGUCCCAGCUGCUCCCACAGUAACAAUGCCCAUGAAAACUCCAGGAUAUUACCUGCAGCCAGGAAGAAUUCUCUGCUCUGUUGAAAGCCUUCUACCCUUUACCUUGAGCUUUGUCAGGAAUGGCAUUACACUUGGAGUAGACCAGUAUUUCAAAGAAUCUGCCAGUGUGAACUGGGAUAUUGAAAAGGUGACUCUGUCUGACGAAGGCUCCUAUGAAUGCGUUGCUGUCAGCAGCGCAGGGACCGGGAAGGCACAAACAUUUUUUGAUGUAUCAGAGCCUCCUCCCAUCAUCCAAGUGCUUGAAAAUGUUACCAUCACUCCUGGGGAGACCGCAGUUUUGACAUGUCUUGUCACCAGUGCUGUGGAUUACAAUCUAACCUGGCAGAGGAACAGCAGGGAUGUGAGACUGGUGGAGCCUGCAAGGAUCAGGAUGUUGGCUAACCUCUCCCUGGAGCUAAGGAGUGUGAAAAUCAGCGAUGCGGGACAGUACCAUUGUACAGUUUCAAAUGAAGGUGGAUCGGCAGCAGCUUCUGUUUUUCUCACAAUACAAGAACCACCCAAAGUCACUGUGAUGCCCAAGAAUCAGUCUUUCACAGGAGGAUCUGAGGUGUCCAUCAUGUGUUCAGCCACAGGCUACCCCAAACCAAAGAUUGCCUGGACCAUGAACGAUCUGUUUCUAGUGGGUUCACACAGGUACAGAAUGUCCUCAGAAGGUACUUUAGCUAUCAAAAAUGCAGUUCCAAAGGAUGCAGGGAUCUAUGGCUGCCUGGCAAGUAAUGCAGCUGGAACUGACAGACAAACUUCCAUCCUCAGAUACAUUGAGGCUCCAAAGUUGAUGGUAGUCCAGAGUGAACUCUUGGUUGCUCUUGGGGAUACAACAGUUAUGGAAUGCAAAACUUCUGGGGUCCCUCCACCCCAAGUGAAGUGGUUCAAAGGAGAUCUUGAGUUGAGGCCUUCAACAUUCCUUGUUAUUGACCCUCUCCUGGGACUUUUGAAGAUUCAAGAAACACAGGAUCUGGAUGCUGGCGAUUAUACGUGUAUAGCCAUUAAUGAUGCUGGAAGGGCAACUGGCAAGAUAACACUGGAUGUUGGCUCACCUCCCGUUUUCAUCCAGGAACCUGCUGACGUGUCUGUGGAGAUUGGCUCAAAUGUGACACUGCCUUGUUAUGUUCAGGGUUAUCCAGAGCCAAAAAUCCGAUGGCAAAGACUGGACCACAUGCCUCUCUUCUCCAGGCCUUUUUCAGUUAGUUCCAUCAGCCAGCUGAGAACAGGAGCUCUCACGAUUUUAAACUUAUGGGCAAGUGAUAAAGGAACCUACAUUUGUGAAGCUGAAAACCAGUUUGGAAAGAUCCAGUCACAGGCAACAGUGACGGUGACAGGACUUGUUGCUCCCCUCAUUGGAAUCAGCCCCUCAGUUGCCAACGUUAUUGAAGGACAGCAGCUUACUUUACCUUGCACCCUGUUGGCUGGAAAUCCCAUUCCAGAACAUCGAUGGAUAAAGAAUUCUGCCACGUUGGUACAAAACCCGUAUAUAACUGUACGAAGUGAUGGGAGCCUUCAUAUAGAAAGAGUUCGACUUCAAGAUGGAGGUGAAUAUACUUGUGUGGCCAGGAAUGUUGCUGGAGUCAGUAACAAAACAACCUCUGUGGUUGUUCAUGUCCUGCCAACCAUUCAGCAUGGGCAGCAGGUCCUGAGCACAAUCGAAGGCAUCCCAGUGACUUUACCAUGCAAAGCAAGUGGAAUUCCCAAGCCAUCGAUUGUCUGGUCCAAGAAAGGAGAGCUGAUUUCAUCUGGCGAUGCCAAGUUUUCUGCAGGGGCCGAUGGGAGUCUCUAUGUGGUGUCUCCUGGAGGCGAGGAGAGUGGAGAGUAUGUGUGCACGGCCACCAACGCGGCCGGCUAUGCCAAAAGGAAGGUGCAGCUGACGGUGUAUGUAAGGCCCAGAAUAUUUGGAGACCAGCGGGGGCUGUCCCAGGAUAAGCCUGUGGAGAUUUCUGUCUUGGCUGGAGAAGAGGUGACACUUCCCUGUGAAGUGAAGAGCCUACCCCCACCCAUCAUUACGUGGGCCAAAGAAACCCAGCUCAUCUCCCCCUUCUCCCCAAGACACACGUUCCUCCCUUCUGGUUCAAUGAAGAUCACUGAAACCCGCAUUUCAGACAGUGGUCUAUAUCUUUGUGUGGCUACAAACAUUGCUGGCAACGUGACUCAAACUGUUAAAUUAAGUGUCCAUGUUCCUCCGAAGAUACAGCGUGGUCCUAAAUAUAUAAAAAUCCAAGUCGGCCAAAGAGUGGACAUACCCUGUAGUACCCAAGGGUCACCGCCUCCUGUGAUCACCUGGCUUAAAGGUGGAAGGACGGUGCUGGUUGAUGGAGGGCAGCGUGUCAGCAAUCCAGAUGGAACUUUAAGCAUUGACCAGGCCAUGCUUUCAGAUGCAGGCGUGUAUACGUGUGCUGCUACUAACAUAGCAGGCCGUGAUGAGGCAGACAUAACGCUACAUGUUCAAGAGCCACCUACAAUGGAAGAUCUAGCACCUCCUUUUGACACUCCAUUCCAAGAAAGACUGGCUAAUGAACGAAUCACAUUUCCCUGUCCUGUGAAAGGUACUCCUAAACCAACCAUCAAAUGGUUACGCAAUGGUAGAGAGUUGACAGGCAGAGAGCCUGGUAUAUCUGUCUUGGAAAAUGGCACACUGUUUGUCAUUGCUUCUGUUACACCACAUGACAAUGGGGAAUACAUCUGUGUGGCGAUGAAUGAGGCUGGAACCACAGAAAAAAAAUACAACCUCAAAGUCCAUGUUCCCCCAGGUAUUAAAGACAAAGAUCAUGUGACAAAUGUGUCAGUGUUGCUAAACCAGCUGGCCAGUCUCUUUUGUGAAGUGGAAGGUACCCCAUCCCCCAUCAUAACAUGGUAUAAAGAUGGCAUCCAGGUGACCGAAAGCAACACUAUACAGAUUGUGAACAAUGGAAAGACACUAAAACUCUUCAAAACCACUGCAGAGGAUGCCGGAAGAUAUUCCUGCAAGGCAACUAACAUUGCGGGCACCUCUCAGAAGUACUUUAGUAUUGAUGUGCUAGUUCCACCCACCAUACUAGGUGCCAACUUACCAAAUGAAGUCUCUGUUGUCUUCACCCACAACACCACCCUUGAAUGCCUGGUCAAAGGCACUCCCUUUCCUGUUAUCCACUGGUUCAAGGAUGGGAACACUGAAGAGCUUGACAACUUAGAUUUGUUUUUUGUUCUGAAAUCUUUUACAGUUCCACCUAGUAUUAAAGGAGGGAAUGUUACCACUGAAAUAUCAGCAUUGAUCAACAGUGUGAUUAAACUGGAAUGUGAAGCGAAGGGCCUUCCAGUGCCUGUGAUUACUUGGUAUAAGGACGGCCAGCUGAUUAUAUCCAACUCACAAGCACUCUAUGUUGAUAAAGGGCAGUUUCUUCAUAUUCCACAAGCGCAGGUCUCUGAUUCAGCAACCUAUACAUGUCAUGUAACCAAUGUUGCUGGAACUGCAGAAAAGUCAUUCCAUGUUGACAUCUAUGUUCCUCCAAUAAUCGAAGGUGACUUGGCCACCCCUUUGAAUAAGCAAGUUAUCCUCACUCAGCCGUUGACCCUGGAGUGUAAAGCAGCUGGCAACCCUGCUCCUGCCAUCACUUGGUUAAAAGAUGGUGUACCAGUGAAAGCCAGUGACAAGAUCCGCAUAGAAGCUGGUGGGAAGAAACUUGAAAUCUUGAGUGCCUUAGAAGUCGAUCGGGGGCAAUACAUAUGUGUGGCUACCAGUGUGGCAGGCGAAAAGGAAAUCAAAUAUGAAGUUGAUGUCUUAGUGCCACCAGCUGUAGAAGGAGGAGAUGAAAUAUCCUACUUCAUUGUUAUGGUUAAUAACCUGCUGGAGCUGGAUUGUCAUGUGACAGGCUCACCUCCACCAACUAUCAUGUGGCUGAAAGAUGGUCAUCUAAUUGAUGAAACAGAUGGGUUCAAGAUUUUACUAAAUGGACGCAAACUGGUUAUUACUCAGGCUCAGGUGUCAGACACAGGGCUAUAUCAGUGUGUGGCAUCCAAUAUGGCUGGAAACCACAGGAAAGAAUUUGAAGUGACUGUACAUGUUCCUCCAACAAUCAAGUCUUCAGGACUUUCUGAAAUGACUGUGGUAAAACACAAGCCUGUUACCUUGCAGUGUAUAGCCAAUGGCAUUCCAAACCCAUCCAUUACAUGGUUAAAAGAUGGCCAGCCUGUGAAUACUGCCCAAGGAAAUCUCAAAAUACAGUCUUCUGGUCGAGUUCUACAAAUUGCCAAAACUUUGUUGGAAGAUGCUGGCAGAUACACAUGUGUGGCUACCAACGCUGCUGGAGAAAUCCAACAGCACACUCAACUGCAUGUGCAUGAGCCCCCAAGGCUGGAAGAAGCUGGAAGGAUGCUGAAUGAGACAGUGGUGGUGAACAGUCCCAUCCAGCUGGAGUGUAAGGCAGCAGGAAAUCCUUUGCCUGUUAUUACAUGGUACAAAGAUAGCCGUCCACUCUCCGGUUCCACCAGUGUAGCAUUCCUGAACAGAGGGCAGGUCCUUGACAUCGAAAAAGCCCAGAUCUCAGAUGCUGGCAUUUAUAAAUGUGUGGCCAUUAACUCUGCUGGAGCUACAGAACUGUUUUACAACCUUCAAGUCCACGUGCCCCCCUCGAUUUCUGGCAGCAGUAGCAUGGUUAGUGUGGUCAUCAAUAACGUUGUGAGGUUGGAAUGUGAAGCCAGGGGCAUCCCUGCCCCAAGUCUGACGUGGCUGAAAGAUGGGAGCCCUGUCUCUAGCUUCACUGAUGGAAUUCAGGUUCUGUCUGGGGGUCGAAUCUUAGCAUUGACCAGUGCACAAGUAAGUGAUACAGGGAGAUAUACCUGUGUGGCCGUGAAUGCUGCUGGGGAGAAACAAAGGGACAUUGACCUCAGAGUCUAUGUUCCACCAAAUAUUAUGGGAGAAGAACAGAACAUCUCUGUCCUCAUUAGUCAAGCUGUGGAGUUGCUAUGUCAAAGUGAUGCUAUUCCCUUACCUACUCUGACCUGGCUAAAGGAUGGUCGCCCCUUACUGAAGAAACCAGGCCUUAGUAUCUCUGAAAAUGGAAGUGUGUUAAAGAUUGAAGAUGCUCAUGUUCAAGACACUGGUCGUUAUACUUGUGAAGCAACAAAUGUUGCUGGAAAAACAGAGAAAAACUAUAAUGUCAACAUUUGGGUCCCACCAAAUAUUUAUGACUCUGAUAAACUUGCUCAACUUACAGUCAUUGAAGGGAAUCUUAUCAGUCUUUUGUGUGAAUCGAGUGGUAUUCCACCUCCAAAUCUCAUCUGGAAAAAGAAAGGUUCUACAGUGCUGGCUGACUCUGGAGGGCGAGUUCGGAUUUUAUCAGGAGGCAGGCAGUUACAAAUCUCAGUGGCUGAAAAGUCUGAUGUAGGGCUUUACACGUGUGUGGCCUCAAAUGCUGCCGGAACUGCAAAGAAAGACUAUAAUCUGCAAGUUCACAUUCGACCAUCUAUAACGAACAGUGGCAGCCAACCUACUGAAGUUAUUGUCACCCGAGGGAAGAGUAUUUCCUUACAGUGUGAGGUGCAAGGUAUUCCCCAGCCAACAGUGACCUGGAUGAAAGAUGGCCGCCCCCUGACCAAGGGAAGGGGAGUGGAAAUAGUGGAUAGAGGUCGCAGCCUUCAGCUGAAGAACACUCAUGUAUCUGACACGGGUCGUUAUGUGUGUAUAGCUGUGAAUGUAGCAGGAAUGGCUGAUAGAAAAUAUGACUUAAGUGUACAUGCCCCUCCAACCAUCAUAGGAGACCAUGGGGUGCCUGAAAAUAUUAGUGUGGUGGAAAAGAACUCAGUAUCUUUGACUUGUGAAGCUUCAGGAAUCCCUCUGCCUUCUAUAACCUGGCUUAAAGAUGGGUGGCCUGUUAGCCUUGGCAGUUCUGUGAGGAUUCUCUCAGGGAACCCAAUGCCAGAAAUCACAUGGCACAAAGAUGGACAACUCCUCCAGCAAGAUGAAACCCACCACAUAAUGUCUGGUGGCCGGCUUCUUCAAAUUUCUGAUGCCCGAGUGUCUCACACAGGGAGAUACACGUGUUUGGCUACUAAUGCUGCUGGAGACAAGAACAAAAGUUUCAGCCUGAAUGUUUUUGUAUCACCCACAAUUGCUGGGGUAGAUAGCAACGGCAGCCCUGAAGAUGUCAUUGUUAUCCUUAAUAGCCCCACGUCUUUGGUGUGUGAAGCAUACUCGUAUCCUCCUGCUACUAUUACCUGGUUUAAAGAUGGAGCACCUUUAGAAUCCAACCGAAAUAUUCGCAUUCUUCCAGGAGGGAGAACUCUGCAGAUCCUCAAUGCACAGGAAGACAAUGCCGGGAGGUACUCUUGUGUGGCCACCAAUGAGGCUGGAGAAAUGAUGAAGCAUUAUGAAGUGAAGGUCUACAUUCCGCCAAUAAUCAGUAGAGGAGACCUUUUGGGGCCAGGUCUUUCCCCUAAAGAAGUAAAGAUCAAAGUAAAUAACACCCUGACCUUGGAAUGUGAAGCUUAUGCUAUUCCUUUGGCCUCUCUCAGCUGGUACAAGGAUGGACAGCCUCUUAAAUCAGAUGAUCAUGUCACCAUUGCUGCAAAUGGGCACACACUUCAAAUAAAGGAGGCUCAAAUAUCAGACACUGGACGGUAUACUUGUGUUGCAUCUAACCUUGCAGGGGAAGAUGAACUGGACUUUGAUGUGAAUAUUCAAGUUCCUCCAAGUUUUCAGAAACUGUGGGAAAUAGGAAACAUGCUAGACACUGGCAGGACUGGUGAAGCCAAAGAUGUGAUCAUCAACAAUCCCAUUUCUCUUUACUGCGAGACAAAUGCCACUCCGCCUCCCACGUUGACGUGGUACAAAGAUGGCCAGCCUGUGACUUCAAGUGACAGAGUCUUGAUCUUCCCAGGAGGGCGAGUGCUACAGAUUCCCCGGGCAAAGGCAGAAGAUGCUGGGAGAUACACGUGUGUGGCCGUGAAUGAAGCUGGGGAAGAUUCUCUUCACUAUGACGUCCGUGUCCUCUUGCCACCAGUUAUCAAGGGAGCAAAUGGUGAUGUCCCAGAAGAGGUCACCGUGCUGGUGAAUCAUCAUGCACAGAUGGAAUGCUCCGCCAGUGGCAGCCCAGCACCCAGGAAUGUCUGGCAGAAAGACGGACUGCCCGUGCUUGAAGAUGAGCACCAUAAGUUUCUCUCGAAUGGAAGGAUUCUGCAGAUUCUAAAUACUCAAAUAGCAGAUACUGGCAGAUAUGUGUGCAUUGCUCAGAAUACUGCUGGAAGUACCAAAAAAUAUUUUAACCUCAAUGUUCAUGUUCCUCCAAGUGUUGUUGGUCCUAACCCUGAAAAUCUUACUGUCGUGGUGAACAAUUUCAUCUCUUUGACAUGUGAAGUCUCUGGUUUUCCCCCUCCUGAUCUCAGCUGGCUCAAGAAUGAACAACCCAUCAAGCCAAACACAAAUGCUCUAAUUGUGCCUGGUGGCCGGACUCUACAGAUUAUUCGAGCCAAGGUCUCCGAUGGUGGUGAAUAUACUUGUAUAGCUAUCAAUCAAGCGGGUGAAAGCAAGAAGAGAGUUUCCCUGACUGUUUAUGUGCCUCCAAGCAUUAAGGAUCAGGGCAGUGAGGUUCUCUCUGUAGUUAAUGUAAGAGAGGGAACUUCAGUGUCAUUGGAAUGUGAGUCAAAUGCUGUCCCACCCCCAGUCAUUACCUGGUAUAAGAAUGGGCGGAUGAUAACAGAGUCUACUCAUAUGGAGAUUUUAGCUGAUGGACAGAUGCUUCACAUCAAGAAAGCUGAGGUAUCUGACACAGGCCAGUAUGUAUGUAGAGCUAUAAAUGUAGCAGGACGGGAUGAUAAAAAUUUCCACCUCAAUGUAUAUGUGCCGCCCAGUAUUGAAGGUCCGGAAAGAGAAGCAGUGGUGGAGACAAUCAGCAACCCAGUGACCCUGACUUGUGAUGCAACAGGAAUCCCACCUCCCUCCAUAGCAUGGCUAAAGAACCACAAGCCUAUAGAAAAUUCAGACUCAUUGGAAGUUCACAUUUUGUCUGGGGGUAGCAAACUCCAAAUUGCCCGAUCUCAACGCUCAGAUAGUGGAAACUACACGUGUAUUGCAUCAAAUAUGGAGGGAAAAGCACAGAAGAAUUAUGUACUUUUGAUCCAAGUUCCUCCAAGUGUUGCUGGUGCUGAAGUUCCCAGUGAAAUCAGUGUCCUUCUGGGGGAAAAUGUUGAGCUGGUCUGCAAUGCCAAUGGCAUUCCCACCCCACUUAUUCAAUGGCUUAGAGAUGGAAAGCCCAUAGUGAAUGGUGAGACAGAAAGAGUCAGGGUGACUGCUAGUGGCAGUACAUUAAACAUUAAUGGAGCCCUCCCGUCUGACAUGGGGAAAUACACAUGCGUGGCCACCAACCCUGCUGGAGAAGAAGACCGGAUAUUUAACCUGAAUGUCUAUGUUCCCCCCAAAAUUAGAGGUAAUAAAGAAGAAGCUGAGAAGCUGAUGGCAUUGGUAGAUACUUCCAUAAAUAUUGACUGCAGAGCCACCGGGACGCCCCCACCACAGAUAAACUGGCUGAAGAAUGGCCUUCCUCUGCCUCUCUCUUCCCAUGUCAGACUGCUGUCUGCAGGGCAAGCUAUCAGGAUUGUAAGAGCUCAGGUGUCCGAUGUGGCUGUAUAUACCUGUGUGGCCUCCAACAGAGCUGGAGUGGACACCAAGCAUUACAGCCUGCAGGUGAUUGUACCACCAAACUUGGACAAUGCAAUGGGAACAGAGGAAAUCACAAUUGUCAGAGGUAGUUCCACCUCCAUGACAUGCUUUACCGAUGGAACCCCAACUCCCAGUGUGUCCUGGCUCAGAGAUGGCCAGCCCCUGGGGCUUGAUGCUCAUUUAACAGUCAACACUCAAGGAAUGGUCCUUCAGCUCAUCAAAGCUGAGACUGAAGAUUCAGGAAGAUAUACCUGCAUUGCCUCAAAUGAUGCUGGAGAAGCCAGCAAGCACUUCAUCCUCAAGGUCUUAGAACCACCACACAUUAAUGGAUCUGAAGGAUCUGGAGAGGUGUCAGUAAUUGUCAAUUAUCCACUGGAACUUUCCUGCUUUGCUUCUGGAAUCCCUACCCCUAAAAUUGCCUGGAUGAAAGAUGGCCGGCCCCUCGCACACACCGAUCAGGUGCAGACUCUACAAGGAGGGGCUCUUCUUCGAAUAUCUAGUACUCAAGUGGAGGAUACAGGAAGGUACACAUGUCUGGCCUCCAGUCCUGCAGGCGAUGACGACAAAGAAUACUUAGUGCGAGUGCAUGUACCCCCUAAUAUUGUGGGAACUGGUGAACCCCAGGAUGUGACUGUGGUACAGAACAGACAGGUGACACUGGAAUGCAAGUCGGAUGCAGUUCCCCCUCCUGUCAUUAUGUGGCUCAGAAAUGGAGAGCAGUUGCAGGCAACACCUCGAGUGAGAAUCUUAUCUGGAGGGAGAUAUUUGCAAGUUAACAAUGCAGAUCUAGGAGAUACGGCCAAUUAUACCUGUGUGGCUAGCAACAUUGCAGGAAAAACCACAAGAGAAUUUAUUCUCACUGUAAAUGUUCCUCCAAACAUAAAAGGUGGCCCGGAGAGUCUUGUAACUCUGUUAAAUAAGUCGACUGUGCUGGAAUGUCUCACUGAAGGUGUGCCAGUCCCAAGGGUAACAUGGAGAAAGGAUGGGUCUGUUCUUUCUGGGGACCAUUCAAGGUACUCCAUCUUGGAAAAUGGAUUUCUUCAUAUUCAAUCAGCACAUGUCGCAGACACAGGACGGUAUUUGUGUAUGGCUACCAAUGUGGCUGGAACAGCUCGUAGGAGAAUAGACUUACAGGUCCACGUUCCUCCAUCUAUUGCUCCUGGUCCUACCAAUAUAACUGUCACAGUAAAUGUCCAGACUACCCUGGCUUGUGAGGCGACAGGGAUACCAAAGCCAUCCAUCAGCUGGAGGAAAAAUGGCUAUCUUCUUAAUGUGGAUCAGAAUCAGAAUUCAUACAGGCUCCUUUCUUCGGGUUCACUAGUAAUUAUUUCCCCAUCUGUGGAUGACACCGCAAGCUAUAAGUGCACUGUGACAAAUGAUGCUGGGGAGGAUAGGAGAACCAUCAAUCUCACUGUCCAAGUUCCACCUUCCAUAGCUGAUGAGCCCACAGACUAUUUGGUAACCAAACGGGCCCCAGCAGUAAUUACCUGCACUGCUUCAGGUGUGCCAUUUCCAUCAAUUCACUGGACCAAAAAUGGUGUAAGACUGCUUCCCAGGGGAGAUGGCUAUCGGAUUCUGUCCUCAGGAACAAUUGAAAUAUCAGCCACACAAUUAAAUCAUGCAGGAAGAUAUACUUGUAUUGCUAGGAAUACAGCUGGCUCUGCACACCGACAUGUAAGCCUUCAUGUCCAAGAACCUCCAGUCAUUCAGCCCCAGCCCAGUGAACUAGAUGUCAUUCUAAACAAUCCCAUUUUACUACCUUGUGAGGCUACAGGGAUACCCAGCCCUUUCAUUGGUUGGCAAAAAGAAGGCAUCAAUGUGGUCUCCUCAGGCAAAAAUCAUGCAGUUCUUCCCAGCGGCAGCCUGCAGAUCACCAGAGCUGUUCGAGAGGACUCAGGCACUUACAUGUGUGUGGCUCAGAACCCAGCUGGGACAGCCCUGGGCAAAAUCAAGUUAAAUGUCCAAGUUCCCCCAGUCAUUAGAACUCAUCCACAAGAAUACAUCAUUGCAAUUGAUCAACCCAUCACACUCCCCUGCGAAGCAGAUGGCCUACCACCACCUGACAUUGUAUGGCACAAAGAUGGGCAUACCAUUACAGAGUCCAUCCGCCAGCGCAUCCUCAACUCGGGGGCUCUGCAGAUAGCCUUUGCUCAGCUGGAGGAUGCUGGGCAGUACACAUGCAUGGCAGCUAAUGUGGCAGGUUCAAGCAGUGUAAGAGCCAAGCUCACCAUCCAUGUACCACCUAGUAUCCGAAAUACAGAAAUACACUAUGCAGUCAAUGAGAACUCACAAGCUAUUCUACCAUGUGUGGCUGAUGGAAUCCCCACUCCAGCAAUUCACUGGGAAAAAGACAAUGUUCCUUUAUCUAACUUGUUAGGAAAAUACACUGCUCAGCCAUAUGGAGAACUCAUUUUGGAAAAUGUUGUGCCGGAAGAUUCUGGGCUGUAUACGUGUGUUGCUGGCAAUGUGGCGGGAGAAGAUACUCACACCAUCACCCUGACUGUGCACGUUCUCCCCACAUUCACCGAACUACCCGGAGACGUGUCAUUAAAUAAAGGAGAGAGGCUGCGAUUAAGCUGUAAGGCAACCGGUAUUCCAUUGCCCAAGCUAACAUGGACUUUCAAUAACAAUAUCAUCCCAGCCCACUUUGAUGGUGCAAGUGGACACAGCGAACUUGUUAUUGAAAAAGUGUCAAAGGAGGAUUCGGGUACCUACGUGUGCACUGCCCAGAACAGCGUGGGCUUUGUGAAAGCAAUCGGGUUUGUUUAUGUGAAAGAACCUCCAGUCUUCAAAGGUGACGACCCCUCUAACUGGAUUGAACCACUUGGUGGUAAUGCAGUCUUGAACUGUGAGGUGAAAGGUGAGCCUGCCCCAACUAUUCAAUGGAGCAGAAGAGGGGUGGAUAUUGAGAUCAGCCACAGAAUCCGACAACUGGGCAAUGGCUCCCUGGCCAUCUAUGGCACUGUGAACGAAGAUGCUGGAGACUACACAUGUGUAGCUACCAAUGACGCUGGAGCAGUGGAACGCAGCAUGAGCCUCACACUGCAAAGUCCUCCUAUUAUUACUCUUGAACCGGUAGAAACUAUCACUAGUGCUGGCAGCAAAGUCAUAUUAGAUUGUCAGGCAACUGGAGAGCCUCAUCCGACUAUUACAUGGUCCCGCCAAGGGCGCUCUAUUCCCUGGGAUGACCGAGUCAGUGUUCUGUCCAACAACUCAUUAUAUAUUGUGGCUGCUCAGCAAGAAGAUACAUCUGAGUAUGAAUGUGUUGCUCGAAACUUAAUGGGUUCUGUCCUUGUCAGAGUGCCAGUCAUUGUCCAGGUUCAUGGUGGGUUUUCCCCCUGGUCCUCCUGGAGAUCCUGCAGUGUAACCUGUGGAAAAGGCAUCCAGAAGAGAAGCCGACUGUGUAACAGCCCUCCUCCAGCCAAUGGUGGCAAACGGUGCCACGGGUCGGACUCAGAAGCCCGAACGUGUCAGAACAAGCUGUGUCCAGUGGAUGGUCACUGGUCAGAAUGGAGUCUUUGGGAAGAAUGCACAAGAAGCUGUGGACGGGGUAACAGAACCAGGACCAGAGCUUGCAAUGAUCCGCCAGCCCAGCAUGGUGGACGGCCGUGUGAAGGGAAUGCUGUGGAAAUCAUCAUGUGUAAUGCGAGGCCUUGCCCAGUUCAUGGGGCAUGGAGUGCCUGGCAACCUUGGGGUGCAUGCAGUGAAAGUUGUGGGAAAGGGAACCAAAUGAGAACAAGACUUUGCAAUAACCCACCACCAUCGUUUGAUGGAGCCUACUGCAUUGGGCCAGAAACGCAGGUGCAAGCUUGCAAUGAAAAACACUGUCCAGUUGAUGGCAAGUGGACGACUUGGACCAGUUGGAGUGCCUGUACUGUGUCCUGUGGAGGAGGAGCCAGACAGAGAACAAGGGAUUGCGCUAACCCUGUCCCCCAGUAUGGGGGAAGAAGAUGUGAGGGAAGUGAUAUCCAGAGUGAUUUUUGCAAUAGCGACCCUUGUCCAACCCAUGGGAACUGGAGUCCUUGGAGUGGCUGGGGAACUUGCAGCCGGACUUGUAAUGGAGGGCAGAUGCGGCGGUACCGUACCUGUGACAACCCUCAUCCCUCCAAUGGAGGAAGAGCUUGUGGGGGGCCAGACACCCAGGUCCAGAGGUGCAACAGUGACAUGUGUCCUGUGGAUGGAAGCUGGGGAAACUGGCAGAGCUGGAGCCAUUGUUCUGUCUCCUGCGGAGGAGGUGAAAAGACCCGGAAGCGGCAGUGUGACAAUCCAGUGCCAUCUAAAAGUGGUCGUUCCUGUACAGGGGAUGCUACUCAGGUAUCCAGGUGCAAUGUACAAGCAUGUCCAGGUGGGCCUCAGAGAGCCAGAGGAAGUGUUAUUGGAAAUAUUAAUGAUGUUGAAUUUGGAAUUGCUUUCCUUAAUGCCACAAUAAUAGAUAGCCCUAACUUUGAUUCUAGAAUAAUCCAUGCCAAAAUUACCAAUGUGCCUCGCAGUCUUGGCCCAGCAAUGAGAAAGAUAGUUUCUAUUCUAAAUCCCAUUUACUGGACAACAGCCAAAGAAAUAGGAGAGGCAGUCAAUGGCUUUACCCUCACCAACGCCAUCUUCAAAAGAGAAACACAGGUGGAAUUUGCUACUGGAGAAAUCUUGCGGAUGACUCACAUCGCCCGGGGCCUGGAUCCUGAUGGUGCCUUGCUGCUGGAUGUGGUCGUGAGUGGCUAUGUCCUCCAGCUUCCGUCACCUGCUGAAGUCAAUGUGAAGGACUAUACAGAGGACUACAUUCAAACAGGCCCCGGCCAGCUCUAUGCCCAUUCCACCCGGCUUUUCGCCAUUGAUGGUAUCAGCAUCCCAUACACAUGGAACCAUACCAUUUUCUACGAUCAGACACGGGGAAGAAUGCCUUUUUUGGUAGAAACACUGUAUGCAUCCUCUGUGGAAUCUGACUAUAACCAAAUAGAAGAGACUCUGGGUUUUAAACUCCAUGCCUCAAUUUCCAAAGGUGAUCGUAGCAACCAGUGCCCCUCUGGCUUCACGUUAGAUGCAGUUGGACCCUUUUGUGCUGAUGAAGAUGAAUGUACAGCAGGAAAUCCCUGCUCCCACACCUGCCACAAUGCCAUGGGAACCUACUAUUGCUCCUGCCCCAGUGGCCUCACCAUUGCUGCUGAUGGACGGACUUGUCAAGAUAUUGAUGAGUGUUCUUUGGGUUCACAUGCCUGCCGCACUGGUCAGGAUUGUGACAACACGAUCGGAUCCUAUCGCUGUGUGGUCCACUGUGGAAUUGGCUUUCGAAGAACCUCUGAUGGACUGAGUUGUCAAGAUAUUAAUGAAUGUCAGGAGUCUAGUCCCUGUCACCAGCGUUGCUUCAAUGUCAUAGGGAGCUUCCACUGUGGAUGUGAACCUGGCUAUCAGCUGAAAGGCAGAAGAUGCUUGGAUGUGAACGAGUGUAGACAAAACGUGUGUAGACCAGACCAGCACUGUAAGAACACCCGCGGUGGCUACAAGUGCAUUGAUCUUUGUCCAAAUGGAAUGACCAAGGCAGAAAAUGGAACCUGCAUUGACAUUGAUGAAUGUAAAGACGGGACUCAUCAGUGCAGAUAUAACCAAAUCUGUGAGAAUACAAGAGGCAGCUACCGUUGUGCGUGCCCCAGAGGUUACCGCUCACAAGGAGUUGGAAGACCCUGUCUGGACAUUAAUGAAUGUGAACAAGUGCCUAGACCUUGUGCACAUCAGUGCUCCAACACCCCCGGCAGCUUCCAGUGUAUCUGUCCACCAGGACAACAUUUAUUAGGGGACGGGAAAUCUUGCGCUGGAUUGGAGAGGCUGCCAAAUUAUGGCACUCAGUACAGUAGCUAUAACAUUGUGCGGUUGUCCCCUGUGAGAAACAACUAUCAACCUCAACAGCAAAACAGACAGUACUCACAGCUCUACAGCUCCUACUCAGAGUAUAGAAACAGCAGAACAUCUUACUCCAGGACUAGAAGGACUGUUAGGAAGCCUUGUCCUGACGGCUCUGAGGCAAACCAUGACACAUGUGUAGACGUCGAUGAAUGCCAGAAUAGGGACACCUGCCAGCAUGAGUGUAAAAAUACCAUUGGAAGCUAUCAGUGUACCUGCCCACCUGGCUAUCAACUCAUGCUCAAUGGAAAGACAUGCCAAGAUAUUGAUGAAUGUCUGGAGCAGAACAUACGCUGCGGGCCAAAUCGCAUGUGCUUCAACAUGAGAGGAAGCUACCAGUGCAUCGACACGCCCUGUCCACCCAACUACCAACGGGAUCCCAUGACUGAGUUCUGCCUCAAGAACUGUCCACCCAAUGAUCUGGAAUGUGCCUUGAGCCCAUAUGCCUUGGAAUAUAAACUUAUCUCCCUUCCCUUUGGAAUAGCUGCCAAUCAAGAUUUAAUCCGACUGGUUGCAUACACGCAGGAUGGAGUGAUACAUCCCAGGACAACUUUCCUCAUGGUAGAUGAGGACCAGACUGUUCCUUUUGCCUUACGGGAUGAAAAUCUGAAAGGAGUGGUGUACACGACAAGACCACUACGGGAGCCAGAGACCUACCGCAUGCGGGUGCGAGCUUUAUCCUACAGUGCCAAUGGGACCCUUGAGUAUCAGACCACAUUUAUUGUUUAUAUAGCUGUAUCUGCCUAUCCAUACUAAGCAGCUCUCCUGAGCCUGUUACACAUAUUUAAGCCACAUUAAUCAUGGAAACAAGUGCGCUCCGCGUUAGUGUCUCAACAGUUGCCGCCUUGGCAGCUUGGAAAUGGUGCUAUGCUCUCUUUUGUGUGCCUUCUUUGGUACUGCUGAGGUGUUUUUAAUCAUCCCACUGCAGUCUUAUCUUUUUGGAAGGUUCUAGAAGAGUCCUUUCUUAUUUCCUUUAUUUAUUACACUGGAGAAGUGACGUCCCAAAGAUAAUUCUGAACAUCGAACAGGACAUAGCAGUGAGGAUUUAUAGUAGCCGGAAUCAUUUUCCUGAAAGCAAAAGCCAAGCAGAAACAACUACUUCUAAGUCAAAUCAAAUUUUUGAGCAUUUUGCUAUUUUUAAUAAAACUAGUUGCUCUGUGUUCUGGGGGGAAACUUAGUAUAACAUCAAGAGAUAUUUUUAAAUCUUGAUACUUUACAAUAAGGCUAUUCAUGUACUCUCAUUUUCAAUGAAGAAACCUAAAUACCACACAAUUUAAAGCUAUAGCUACUUGAAGGUUUCUUUGAAUCCAAGUGGUGCUUACCUUGACUGGAAAUCCAAAAAAAAAGGAGAUUAUUUCUAAUGAUCUGGUAAAAAUCAUCAGAACCAUUUAUAAUAAUAAGAAAAGAAGUCACUUUGUCCUCAGGCAUCUGUCCUUGGUGCAGAUAUUUGCUCAAAUGUUUUAAAGUAACCAUACAUUAAUUGAGCUCCAUAACUUUUACAUUCCAUGUUUUAAAUUUUCCUGUCAAGUAAAACAAUUUUUCAAAUAUAGGACAGGUUUGUUUUUGUUUAAAUCUUGUAUGUUCAAAUUAACAUGUUAAACGUCAAUACACUGUACAUGGUACUAACCAACUCUGCCAGCAAUUGCCAAGAUGUAUUCUAUUUUUAUGAAGUGUACAUAUAUUAUCUUUGUGUGCAUUUUCUAUAUAAUAUCUGGAUGGACUCUUUUAUAAAGUUAUUUUAUAAAAAAAUGUUGCAGUAAAAUCAGCAUAAAUAA
This is a messenger RNA of Dipodomys ordii (Ord's kangaroo rat), 17624 nucleotides long. RefSeq names its product hemicentin 1 (gene Hmcn1). The record is from RefSeq and is a predicted model, not a curated record. Gene Ontology annotation, cellular component: axon; plasma membrane; neuronal cell body. The coding region runs from base 1 to 16605 and encodes 5534 amino acids. Gene Ontology annotation, molecular function: calcium ion binding; axon guidance receptor activity. NCBI's taxonomy places the organism in Eukaryota, Metazoa, Chordata, Mammalia, Rodentia, Heteromyidae. Gene Ontology annotation, biological process: synapse organization; homophilic cell-cell adhesion. The transcript is spliced from 104 exons.